GCUCUUAUUUCGGCGCCAGUCUGCCUGGGCGGGCAGUCGCCGGCCGGCCCAGUCAUCGCACGUGGCGCACUCCAGUACGUGUCACACGGCUGCCCUGGCUACAACCUCCGAUCCCGACAAUUCCUCGCCUGUUCGGCUCUCCCCACGUACUCGGCCACAUUAUGAACUGAAUCCUGCAGGCUUCGCGAGGCGUGGGUGGUGUGUUGGAACAGCCGGGCACAAUGGAGCGGUUCUGCCUCGUAAUUAUCACUUUGUGCCUGUUGGUGGCUCCAGACGCUUCGGCGUCUGUGCUGAAGGACUACCGCUCGCUCUCGAAGAAUUUCACGUCGUUGCUGGACACGUUGUUGGACAAGAGCAAGUACGAUAGAAGGAUUCGCCCUGACUACGGAGGCGCUCCUCUGAUCGUCACUGUGAAUAUGGUCAUAAAAAGCAUGGGAGAAGUGUCUGAGGCGGGAGAGCACUACACGAUGGACUGCUACUUCCGCCAGGUGUGGCGCGACCGCCGGCUCACGUUCACUCUACCCGGCCUGGAGGAGUUCUCGCUGCCCUGGCUGUUCCUGGACCGUGUCUGGAAGCCCGACACCUUCUUCAUGAACGGCAAGCGCUCGCACCUGCACAGAAUCACCGUCCCCAACAAGUUCUUGCGCCUGCGUGAGGACGGCGUCCUCACCUAUUCCAUGAGAUUAACAAUCAAAGCAAGCUGCCCGAUGCACUUCAGAAAAUUCCCAUUGGACGCGCAGAAGUGCCCUCUGCUCAUAGGAAGCUACGGCUACGGCGAGAGCGACAUGGUGUACCGCUGGCCGGACACGGCGCGCGUCGUCACCGGGGACGUGGAGCUGGCCCAGUACGACCUCACCAACAUCUCCACACAGCACGGGCUGCGCGUCAUGCUGGGACAAGUGAGACACUCGAUGAUAAAGGCGGUGUUCCACAUGAAGAGGCACACGGGCUACUUCAUCCUGCAAGUGUACGUCCCCUGCGGCCUCAUCGUCUCCUGCUCCUGGGUCAGCUUCUGGAUAGACCCGUCCGCCGUCCCAGCACGCAUACAGCUAGGCGUGACGUCAGUGCUGUCGCUGACGACGAUGGGCAUGGGAGCGCGCGCCCAGAUGCCGCCCGUGUCGUACGCGACGGCGUUGGACUGGUACAUCAUCCUCUGCUUUCUCACCGUCUUCUCCGUGGUCGGCGAGUUUGCGCUGAUACACUACCGCGAGAGGGUAGCCACCAGCAUCCGGAAGGCGCUGCAGGAGCGUGCCGAUAAGGAGGAAGACAAACUUCUCGACAAGAUCGCGCCAACAGUCGCGGCCGCACCGCAGAUCCAGGUGGAGACGCCGGAAGGGACCGAGCCGCCCCAAGUGCUGGUGAAGGGGAGGCCGGCGCAAGCACCAGAUGUGGAUUUCAAAGUAGCUACGGCAGAAUCGAAGCCAAGACUGGGUGCUGAGUCGGUACUGGAUGAACUGCCCGAGGUACCCUCGGCAGCCCCUGCCGAAGACACGGCGCUGGUGACACACAUCACAGAGCAGGUGCAACUCUGGCGACCUGCGGGGCGGAACUCGCGGCCUCCUGGUGACAUUGUUGAGGGCAAGCUGUGCAUACAGGUGGCACCCACCUCCAAGAAGGAUGCAGAUGCCCUCGGCAGUGCUCAAGCACCGACUACGCAGGAUGAAGCAAUUUUUAAAGACGCCACUACGUCCCUUAGUACAGCACCUUCAGAGCGGAGAAAUUUUGAUAGCAAAGAUUUCCUCGAGAACAAACACCACUAUGACACCGUAGAUGAGCCUCUAGAUGCUCGGCCAGCGACGUCUGCUGGCGUAGGACGUCCGUACGCUGCAGUGCGGAAGCUGGGCUGUACGAUAGCACCGUACGGGAGUGUGGCGGGUACCGCUGGGCCAAAGCUAGACUUUGCUGAGAGACCAGCAAGUGUUGCCUCCUCGGGGACCGAAGAAGGGGUUCCGUCAUACUCGCCAAAGCUUCUUCCCUUCGGGCCAAAUGUCAAGACAGAAAGGGCAGCGUCCGAACGUCCUACGGAGAAUGCAAAAAGCAAGCCGACAAUGUUACCCAUCUGGAAACCAACUUACUUGGAGUCUAAAUCUGAGAAGCAGCCUACAGUAUCGGGUUCCACUGCAGACAUGGGUAAAGCAACCCCCGCACCUAUAGCAGCUUCAAAGCCUCCUCCUUGGAAAUCUGAGAGACCUCCGAUAGCCUCUAGUAUAAUUACAGAUACACGGAAAACUGCGUCGCCUGUCACAAAGCCUCUAUUGGAACCCAAGAUUAAAACACUUGUCCCAAGUGCAGUACUUCCGACGGAUUCCUCAAAGAUUGCAGAGAGGGUGGACGCUGGCGAUGACGUGCUUCAGCAGGAAGUUGGAGGAUCCGCCUCUAGUCCGGCAGGUUCGAUGGCCAAACCCUACAACGAGAAGUUAACGCAGAGUGUCCGGGAGGCCAUCGCGGGAGGACGAGAGGAGGACACGGACGUGGAGGCUGGCCUGGUGGAGGAGGAGUGUCCAGUUAGCGACGGGCUGCGGCACCGACGGCGGCGCGAGGUGCUGCUGACGGGGGACGACGACGACGAGCUGGAGUGGCAGGACGAGCUGGAGGCCCUGGCCUGGGGGCAGGGCGGGUGGCUGGCCGAGGUGGGCGGCCGCCUCUGCGACCUCUGCGAGCGGCUCGUCGACGCCGUCGUCUGCGGCGCCAAGCGCUGCCGCCUGCUGCCCAACGAGCAGGACGUGGCGCGCGAGAUGCGACAGGGCAAGGAGAAGUUCUCGCGCAUCGACACCGCCGCCCGCACGGUCUGCCCUUUCUCCUUCCUCUUUCUGGUCUUCCUCUACUACACCCUCUACACCUACUACAUCACGGACGAGUUCCCCGUUAAGACGCACCGCAUCUCUGCAAGCAUCCCGAGCAGCUGAGCACGAGCAUAGCCGCUGUUAUAUCUUCGAGCUACCGACCGAGUAGAAGAUUUCACUUUAGCGCACAAUAUUUCGACGACUGAAAUAGUCAUCUAGGAGCAAUAAGCAGUGCUCUUACGUGUGCUCUCAGCAUGGGCCCCAAUAAGACUUCGAGAUUAUAACCCUGUUCGUUCUAUUCCACCUGACCGUCAUGACAUCAAAUUGUGAUUUUACCUAAGGAUAAGGCUUUAUCGUUACUAUAGCCAAGCAUAAAGAUCGAGAGCAGAAGCCGAGCAUAAUCAACAAGUAAUGUGCUUUUACUAAAUUCAAGUCGGCCAUUCCGAAUGCGCACGUAUGAUAAUUUCAAGUAUAGAAAAUGGAGAAAAUGACAACAAUCGAUCGCGAAAUCCGUUACUCUGUUACAACAGAUCUAGGUUUCAACUUUUACGUGGUCCUAUUGAGGAGGAAAAAUUACAAAACACGAGAAUUAGGAGCAAACCUUAACUGCAAUCACAAGCACAACACUGUUACACAGCAUAUAUCAAUAGGUAACAUUAGUCCAUGCUGUAACGUAUUAGCUGGCCGGGGUGGGCGACCGAUUCUAGGCGCUACUGUCCGGAACCGCGCGACAGCUACGGCCGCAGGUUCGAAUCCUGCCUCGGGCAUGGACGUGUGUAGUGUCCUUAGGUUAGCUAGGUUUAAGUAGUUCUAACUUCUAGGGGACUGAUGACCUCAGAAAUUAAGUCCCACAGUGCUCAGAGCCAUUUGCACCAUUUUUUGUCACGUAGUAAACAGUAUAGGUUGAUGAAGAAUAUACAGGAGUCCAACAUGACCUGAAGCCGUUGUUUACAAGAUUUGACAGGAAGAAAAUGUGACGUCAGACAUGUACGGUGCUCUCUAUUGAAAUUCUGUGAAUAAUUCAAUAAUAGUGAAGUUAUCUAAUUUAUGAAUUGAACAAUAAAAAUCACAAGUAGAAUAUAACGACAGCCUCACUUAGUCCCAGUUUGUUUGAACAUAGUUUAUUUCUCAUACCCCUGAUACAUUUCUUUAUUUUACUUAUUUCUUAAUUUCUGUAUUCGCCACUAGGUAGCUUCAUAUCUUCGCAUACUGCAAUGCUGUUUUGUUUCACGUGUUUAUUCUUUAAGCUCAGAGCUGGCGCUAAUGUAUUUUUACGAUCUGUAUUAUUUUAAUUUAUGUCUAGGGAGGCUACAGUAUAUUUUAUUGCACUAUUUUCAUUCCUUUAUAUUUUAAUUAUUACGAUACAUUAUUUUAAUAUUGUAUGUUUCGCUAUUGAAUGGAAAUUUAAAUGGAUCUUCUUCCAUUACUUUGUAGUCCAAAAAUACAUUAAGUACUCUCCUGUGCUUACUGCUACUGAGCCUGCUAUACAUAUGGCUCCACACACGUGAUUUAGUUUCUAUGGUUUAACCAUUAAAUCUGGGUUUUGACGGUCAGAACAUUUUUAAAAUUUUAAAAAAUGGAACUUCACUAUUAUUUAAUUAUUCACAAAGGAGGGCACCUCAAAUCUCUAACGUCACACUUUCUUCUUGUUUAACUACGUAAGCAACGGCUUGAGUUCAUGUUAGGCUGCCGUAUGUUCCCCAAUAUGCAAUAUUGUUUACUGCGUGAUACUUUGGACUUUGUUACAUUGUAUGUAACUGUAUAGUGCUUAUCUUUACACAUACAAUUCGUUGUUAAUUACCUUAUAUUUGUUCCUGAUUCUCCUAUUUUGUAAUUUUUAACACCGAAUACCUAUAUCUGCUGUAAUAAUGCAACGGAUUCCGCAAUAGAUUGCUGUCCUUUUCUCCAGUGUCUGUAUUCAACGAUCGCUACGCAGUCUAACCUUAAGUAUUCUGCAGUUAAAUAUUGCAAUUUGCUAUAACUGUAGCUAACUCUGACAUGUGUGGUUUGCACUGACAAACGAUGGAACUCAGCUGCUAGCAAGUAAGUUCAUAGUAACAAAAUAUUACAUUAUCAAUUUGGAAAAAAGUGCAUAAUUUUGUAUUUUUAAUGUUCUUAUUAAACUGAACAUCCAAAUCAA
This is a messenger RNA of Schistocerca gregaria, 4923 nucleotides long. RefSeq lists its product as uncharacterized. Bases 222 to 2906 code for a protein of 894 amino acids. Gene Ontology annotation, molecular function: neurotransmitter receptor activity; transmembrane signaling receptor activity; extracellular ligand-gated monoatomic ion channel activity. NCBI's taxonomy places the organism in Eukaryota, Metazoa, Arthropoda, Insecta, Orthoptera, Acrididae. The record is from RefSeq and is a predicted model, not a curated record. Gene Ontology annotation, biological process: regulation of membrane potential; chemical synaptic transmission; nervous system process. Gene Ontology annotation, cellular component: neuron projection; synapse; membrane. The transcript is spliced from 8 exons.